Molecule: messenger RNA, 2652 nt
Organism: Cuscuta europaea
Lineage: Eukaryota; Viridiplantae; Streptophyta; Magnoliopsida; Solanales; Convolvulaceae
Source: the annotation of a GenBank genome assembly
CCUUUUCCAAUCUCAGUCAAUAAAUACACUGAUCAAUUGUGUGCAUUGAAGCAACUUUAAAAUGGAAAUGGAAAUAGAGGGUAAGAAGAAGAAACUAAACUUGAUUGAUUAUCUCUGUAUUAAGAAAUGGGUAUCGAUCUCAUCUUCCUCAACGUCUUCAUCGCCGGAAGCUCUGUCCAGCGCCGACAAGAAGAUGGCUGCCCAAAGAAAACCAGGCGGAUGGAAAACCAUGCCCUUUGUCCUAGGUAAUGAGACGUUUGAAAGGCUGUCAUCAAGUGGGUUGAUGGCGAACUUCACAGUGUUCUUGUUGACAGUAUAUCACCUAGAUCAAGUUUCAGCUUCCAAUUUGAUGAAUAUUUGGUCAAGCCUUUCCAACUUCGCCCCCUUGUUGGGUGCCUUCAUCUCUGAUGCUUAUGUUGGCAAAUUUUGGACCAUUGCUUUCUCCUCCGUGGCUCAAAUUUUGGGAAUGCUGACGUUGACCAUAAUAGUAUCGUUGCCGCAUUUGCAUCCUUCACCAUGUACAACUGCUCCUGCAGUGGGCCAGCAGUGCAAAGCUCCGACUCGUUCUCAAAUGGGCUUUCUUUAUAUUGGGCUCGGCCUCCUAUCCAUAGGCAGUGGAGGGAUCAGUCCAUGCAGCAUCCCGUUCGGGGUUGACCAAUUUGAUGCAUCUACGGAAGAUGGGAGAAAGGGAAUCAAUAGCUUCUUUAACUGGUAUUACACCUCGUUCACGGCGGUGCUGAUCAUUGCUCUGACGGUGGUGGUCUACAUUCAAGAUUCCGUGAGCUGGGUGGUCGGAUUUGGCAUCCCAGCAGGGCUUAUGUUUUGCGGGAUUGUGAUGUUCUUCAUGGGUAUGCCACUCUACGUAUAUGUGAAACCGGAAGGGAGUAUAUUUUCCAGCAUCGCCCGAGUUGGCGUGGCAGCUUAUAGGAAACGUCAUAAAGUGCACCUUAUUCACAAUGAUGAUCAAUUUGGGGCCAGUGGAAUUGUUUAUUAUGAUCCCCCAUCGCUCCCCGGCUCUGUCGUCACAAAACUUCCCUUGACUCAUAAAUACAGGUUCUUAAACAAAGCUGCAGUAGUGACGGAUGGAGACAUAAAUUCCGAUAACGGGAAAUGCACAAACCCAUGGAGGCUCACUAGUAUUCAACAAAUGGAAGAAGUGAAAUGCAUCCUUAAAGUAAUCCCAAUUUGGCCAGCCACAAUCAUAUGCUCACUGGCCAUAAUGCAACAGGGGACAUUCACAGUCUCCCAAGCCCUACACAUGGACCGCCAUCUCGGCCCGCAUUUCCAAAUUCCGGCCGGAUCCAUCUUCGUCGUCUCCCUCGUCUCCAUCGCCCUAUGGGUACCCGUUUAUGACCAUGUCCUCGUUCCCCACCUCCGAAAAUGGACAGGGAAAGAGGGCGGCAUCACAAUGCUACAAAGGAUAGGUAUCGGUCUUGGUCUAUCCAGUAUAGCCAUGGUGGUUUCUGGAUUUGUCGAGACGAAAAGACGGGCCACUGCCAUAAGUGGUGGCCCGCCAAUUUCCAUAGUCUGGUUGUUCCCACAACUCAUAAUGAUGGGUCUUGCUGAGGCGUUUGGCUUCAUCGGCCAGAUAGAGUUCUACAACAAGGAGUUCCCUGAGAAUUUGAUGAGUGUGGGCAAUUCUUUGACUUCCGUUACGUGGGGAAUAGGAGCAUACGUGAGUAGCAUGUUGGUGAACGUGGUGCACAGAACCACGGCCGUGGGCGGGCGUGCAGACUGGUUGACUGAGGACAUUAAUGCCGGUAGAGUGGAUAAUUACUAUUUUGUUAUUGCAGCUUUGGGUGGGGUCAGUUUGGUGCAUUUUGUGUAUAUUGCUCGGAGAUAUGUAUACAAGAGUAAAGUUCAUAUUGAUGAUGGUGCAAAAGUGUAAAAUGCAUAGAUGAAUUAUGAGUACCUAUGGAAUAAAUGUACAAGGAGACAAGGAGAUGAUAUGUUGUAAUGUACUGUAAUUAAUUUAACUAUAAAAGGGAAUAACAACGCAAAUGUACCACUUUACAAAAUGCAUUCGCAUCUAGAUGAUGAAAAUAUACAUAUAAAAUUUAUUCAAAAGUGGAUUAUAUAAGAGUUGAUUAUAUGAAACUUGUGAGAGGGUUCCGUGGUUAGAUAGAGGAAGUCUCAAGAGGAAUGAAAGGUCUGUGAAGAGCGACAAUCUCUUCCUAGGGUUAUCUAAGGUUUGAUUUUUCCAUUGGGUUCCGCAGUUUGUUCAAUUACUAGGUUCCGUAGACCAGAACGCUGAACCAGGGCAGCGAGCUCGCAGACAGACUUGAGAAGCAGUACUACAGGUUGACCAUUGAGGACGGAGAUGAGGGUCUUUUGCUCGAAGAGUCGAGCAAUGGUGCAGAGCGAGUAUGGUUUCAGACUAAUUUUCUGGAGAUCGGAAUUCUCUUCACCGAAAAAGAAAUUUGGAAGACAAAUUUAGCUUUCACCCAUACUACAGUAACUCGUUCUCCUCCGGAACCACCUCCGUGUUAGGAAGCAGUUUGUGGAAAGUUUUUAAUUAUGUACUUCGUAUGAUUUUUCCUUUAGUGGUACUUAUUUAUAUUUUAAUUUUAGCAGGUAUGAUUGAAGUAUGUAUUUUGAAAUUUGAAAAACUUUUGAUUGGCAAUGCUUCAUUUUCAGACAUUUUAGGUUUAA